This is a messenger RNA of Rasamsonia emersonii CBS 393.64, 2322 nucleotides long. RefSeq lists its product as uncharacterized. The transcript has a single exon. Gene Ontology annotation, molecular function: polyubiquitin modification-dependent protein binding. Gene Ontology annotation, cellular component: VCP-NPL4-UFD1 AAA ATPase complex. The record is from RefSeq and is a predicted model, not a curated record. Bases 1 to 2322 code for a protein of 773 amino acids. NCBI's taxonomy places the organism in Eukaryota, Fungi, Ascomycota, Eurotiomycetes, Eurotiales, Trichocomaceae.
AUGGCUACCGAUGCGAAUUCCAACUCAUUGAAAUGGUCCGCGCAGCUAACCGUCACCCCACCCGUACGAACGCCGAAGCUGCCAGGAGACAAGAUUCUCCUGCCUCAGUCGGCUCUCGAACAACUUCUCGCUGCUGCACCAGUAGUGGAGGAGCCCAGCUCCUCCCGUAUAAAUCAUACUCCAGGGUUUGAUCCUUUCAAUCCAUACACCUUUGCCGCCGAAGCCCGAGCUCGAGCAGCCGUGGCUUCGACCCGCCAACCACAACUUCCCCACCCGCUCACUUUUCGCAUCGUCAAUCCACAGAACGGCCGGGUCAUCUAUGCUGGUAUCCGUGAAUUUUCAGCGAGGGAUGGUGAGGUCAGUCUCAGCAGUUUUCUGCGACAGUCUCUGGGUUUGGAAGAUGGUUAUUUCCUGCGGGUUGCCGAGGGCGGGACAGGCGAGGCGCUGGACGUGGCCGAUACAACUGAUGUUGCUGGGUCUCAGAAAGAUUUGCUUCCAACGGUAACAGUCCAUGCGAAGCAAUUACCAAAGGGAACAUACGUCCGCCUGCGUCCGCUGGAAGCGGGCUACGAUCCCGAGGACUGGAAGGCGCUCCUAGAACGCCAUCUGCGGGAUAACUUUACGACUUUGACGACCGGAGAGAUCCUCACAGUUGCCGGAGGUCGCCACGGAGACUUUCGAUUCCUGGUGGACAAGGUGUUGCCAGAAGGGGAUGGAAUUUGCAUUGUGGACACCGAUCUGGAAGUUGACAUUGAACCUUUGAAUGAGGAACAAGCCAGGGAAACUCUACAGAGACGGUUGGAAAAGGCCUCUCGUGCGCCUGGAACGAAAGAAGGAAGUUCACUAGGCGGGCCUAUUUCGCUAGGGCAAGAGGUCUUUGGUCAGGUUCGGAGAGGAGAAUAUGUGGAUUAUGAACUGCGCGAGUGGGAUCGCGAAGCGGGUCUUAAUGUUGAGCUUGAGGCCGCUGAUGGUGCAGAUAUCGAUCUCUUGGUCAGCCCUUUUUCGUCGCGGCAAAGGGCCCGUCCAAGGGACGAUGAGCAUGUGUUUGGGGAUCUGUCGACGAGGUCCCCCAAGCGGCUUAAACUACAGCCGACGAAUAUCGAGUUGGUGGACGCCGAGGCUUUAUACAUCUCAGUGCAUGCAUUUCCUGUGACGCAGGACUCGAAGGACGGUGACAGGGAUGACCGGAAGGGGCCACUGCAGUACAACCUGCGGGUUACACAGACAUCCUUGGCUGAUGAAAAGGAGAAUGAAGAAGCUCACGACCCCGAAGAUGUUCAAUGCAAGAAUUGUCACCAAUGGGUCCCGAAAAGGACCUUGUUUUUGCACGAGAACUUCUGCUUUCGAAACAAUGUCUUCUGCCCGAAAUGCAAGAACGUCUUCCAGAAAUCCUCUGCAGAAUGGCAGAAUCACUGGCAUUGUCCGGAUGACGACGCCUAUGGAAAUGAUGCUUCAAGCAAGAUGAAACAUGACACUGUCAGCCACAGCUCUUAUUCAUGUCCUAACUGCUCGUUCGUGGCUCCGAAUUUACCAGGUCUCGCUCACCACCGGACGGCGACUUGCCCGGGAAAACUCAUUCUCUGCCAAUUCUGUCACCUCCUUGUCCCACAGCAGGGAGAUUCAGAUCCGGACGUCACUGACCCCGAAGUAUUAUUGUCCGGCCUGACGCCUCACGAGCUCAUCGAUGGGAGUCGUACCACGGAGUGCCAUCUGUGCAAUAAGAUUAUCAGGCUUCGCGAUAUGAAGACACAUCUUCGCCAUCACGAUUUAGAGCGCUUGUCUCGACCGCCACCUGCAAUUUGUAAAAAUGAGAAUUGCGGUCGUACAUUACUAGGCUCCGCCAGCAAAGCAACCAACGACUCUCUUGGCCUGUGCGGCAUUUGCUUCGGUCCUCUCUAUGUGGACAUUCAUGAUCCGGAAGGGAAAGCUCUUCGUCGACGCAUUGAGCGGCGGUAUCUGUCGCAGAUGUUGACUGGGUGUGGGAAACCUUGGUGUCACAACCGGUAUUGCAAAACGGGACAGAAGCAGACGACAUCACCAACACCGUUACCAUCCGGGUCCAAAGAGAUUUUGGAUAUCGCCAAACCCUUGGUUGACGCCAUUAGUGUGAAGCCGGGAGUCGCCAACGCCGCACCAUUUUAUUUCUGCACAGACGAAACGAGCCAGCAACGACGCAUUCUUGCUGAAAUGCUCGCUGCUGAGGGUGUCUAUGAUAUUGAAUGGUGCGUCGCAGCUGUCGAGGCUGGAGCGGGUGACUUGGACAAGGCAAGAGAUUGGCUAAAGGGGUGGGCGCCUAGAAAGGGUGAAAUACGAACAACUUAG